Molecule: messenger RNA, 897 nt
Organism: Talaromyces stipitatus ATCC 10500
Lineage: Eukaryota; Fungi; Ascomycota; Eurotiomycetes; Eurotiales; Trichocomaceae
Product: GPI anchored protein, putative
Exons: 2
Coding region: 1-897 (298 amino acids)
Source: RefSeq, a predicted model, not a curated record
AUGGCGGAACAAGCGCAGGAAUUAUACGGUGCACGAAAAUUCGCACCGGCGAAUAAUACCGGCACCCUGCCCUACGAUCUAUCAAUCGUGAAUGGCAUCAACCUCAUCGCAAGACAAUCGUCUUGUACCAAUUCAUCCUGGGAUCCAUGCACCAACAAGCCUGGAGAGUGCUGCCCAUCUGGAGAGACAUGUUGUGUGACGAGCAAUUGGUGUGCUCUUCCUGGAGGCACAUGUUGUGCAUCAGGUACAUGUCCCUCGGGCUGGAACUGCUGUGGUGUCAGCCAUUGUUAUCCUAACGGCGGCCAGUGCUGCUCGGAUGAAUGGUACUGUGAUCCGGGAUACUACUGCUCAGCUGACGACACUGCGGCAUUCAAUCCCUCUACAGCCGAUGCAGCCUCCGUGUCAGCAACAUCUUCGAAAGCAUCAACAACAUCAUCGUCAUCAACAAGCACCACCACAUCAUCUACAACCGCAAGCAGUACUACUUCAUCCUCACUCUUGGCGGAUAAUACUAGCAGCUCAACUGCCACUUCCACACCCCAGCCAUCUCAUAGUUCUGGGCUUUCCGGGGGAGCAAUUGGUGGUAUUGUUGUCGGAGUCGUCGCCGUUAUCGCUAUUGCCUGUGUUCUAGGUUUUGUUUUCGGCCGCCGACGCAGUAGAAACACGCAGACAGAGCCAGCGCAAACCGCACCACCAACCCCAGCCAUGACUCAAGCACCGCCUCAAUAUACCCAGAAACCCCCUGAAACUCAGUACUCGCCACCUCCAGCUCAAUAUCAAUCUCCACCGACCCAGUAUUCGCCUACCGCAGGUCAACAUGAAUUGGAGGCAAACAGCCCAUUAUAUGAGGUUCAGGGAUCUUUUCCGGACCCUGGAUAUCACAACCCUCAAAGAUGA